This is a messenger RNA of Schizosaccharomyces japonicus yFS275, 1942 nucleotides long. RefSeq names its product dihydrolipoamide S-acetyltransferase E2. Gene Ontology annotation, cellular component: mitochondrion; pyruvate dehydrogenase complex. Bases 262 to 1707 code for a protein of 481 amino acids. Gene Ontology annotation, molecular function: dihydrolipoyllysine-residue acetyltransferase activity; acyltransferase activity. Lineage: Eukaryota; Fungi; Ascomycota; Schizosaccharomycetes; Schizosaccharomycetales; Schizosaccharomycetaceae. The transcript is spliced from 3 exons. Gene Ontology annotation, biological process: pyruvate decarboxylation to acetyl-CoA. The record is from RefSeq and is a predicted model, not a curated record.
CCUGUUUAAGCCGCACGAGUGGCCUGCUGGGUGUUUUAAAUACAUGAAAUAUUUAAUUCAAAUAGUCAAAAAUCACAUGAAGUUUACCAAUUAAACUAUCGCUUAGUAUCUUCUUCUCCACUCACUUAUUCGAUUGAAUUGUAGAUUAUCAACAGACUCGUCUAUUUCGCCGUGCCUAAAUCCCCUACAAGUUGUCUUCAGCUCCCCACCACGUCCAUCUGUAACCUGCUCCAGCUACACUGAGUUAAGGCCAGGGAACUCAUGUUGUCAAUCAAAUUCACCCGUCAAGUCCGUUAUGGAGCAGCAGUAGCUAGAUCUCUGCUCUCUAAGAGAUGCUUAACGGCAGAAACAAACAGACUGCUUUGUCCUCUGUUGUCUAACCAUGUCCGCACUUAUGCUACAAAAAAGUACCCUCCUCAUACCAUCAUUAAUGUGCCUGCUUUGUCUCCUACAAUGUCCGAGGGAAACAUCGGUGCCUACCACAAGGCUAUUGGUGACAAGAUCGAAGUCGGUGAUGUCCUUUGUGAGAUUGAAACUGACAAGGCCCAAAUGGACUUCGAGCAACAAGAAGAGGGAUAUUUGGCUAAGAUCUUCAUCGAGAGUGGAGCUCAAAAUGUUCCCGUCGGUGUCCCUUUGUGCUUGACCGUUGAUGACCCAGAGGAUGUUCCUGCUUUUGCUGAUUUCAAGUUGGAAGAUGCUAAGCCCGAAGAAGCUGCCGCUGCUCCAGCUUCUUCUGAAGCCCCGAAAACGGAAGCCGCUGAGCCUGCAAAGGCAACUGAAAAUGCUCCGGCUUCUUCCGAAACUGGUGCUGCUGCCGGUGACCGUAUUUUUGCUUCCCCCAUUGCUCGCAAGUUGGCUGCUGAGAAGAACAUCAACCUUGCUGACGUGAAGGCUUCUGGCCCCAAUGGACGUGUUAUCAAGUCCGACGUUUUGGGCUUCCAACCCGCUGAGGUGAAGCAAGCUCCUGCACAGGCUCAAGCACAAGCUCCUGCAGCACAAGUUGCCGCUGCUGCCGAGUAUGAUGAUAUUCCCUUGACCAACAUGCGUAAGAUCAUUGCAAGCAGAUUGAGUGAGAGCAAGAAUGUCAACCCUCAUUACUACGUUACGGUGUCUCUGAACAUGGAUAAGAUUUUGCGUCUUCGCACUGCCUUGAACGCUAUGGCAGAUGGCCGUUAUAAACUUUCUGUCAAUGAUAUGAUCAUUAAGGCUACCGCUGCUGCUCUUCGUCAAGUUCCCGAGGCUAACUCUGCCUGGAUGGGUGACUUUAUCCGCCAGUACAAGACCGUUGAUAUCUCUAUGGCUGUUGCUACUGCCACUGGUCUUUUGACUCCCGUUAUCAAGGGUGCUCAAGCCCUUGGUUUGUCCGAAAUUUCCCAGAAGGCCAAGGAUCUUGGCCUUCGUGCUCGUGAUAACAAGCUUUCUCCUGAAGAGUACCAGGGCGGUACUUUCACGAUCUCCAACUUGGGUAUGUUCCCUAUUGAACACUUCACCUCCAUCAUCAACCCUCCUCAAGCAUGCAUUUUGGCUGUUGGUACUACCACCGAGACAGUUGUUCCCGAUGCUACAUCUGAGAAGGGAUUCAAGAUUGCUCCUAUUAUGAAGUGCACCUUGAGUGCUGACCACCGUGUUGUUGACGGUGCUAUUGCUGCUCGUUUUACCUCAGCCUUGAAGAAGGUUGUGGAGAACCCCUUGGAGUUGUUGCUGUAAUUGCAAUAACAGAUAUGUUAUGCUCGGAUACUCCGGCUAACUUUUCAUUUUGAGUAAUUUCACUUACUGAUAAACACUCCUUUAAUGUAAAAUGCUGAAAUUUAUCUAUUUGUUUUUUGAAUGUGGCAUUUGUUUAUUCAUUACUUGGUAGGUUUGAGUCGAUCGCAUUUGUUUACGUGAAUUGCCCAAAUGUUGGUAUGUAAACAGCCAUGAUUGAUACCACUUUAAACAACUA